UGUCGUCUAACUAUCUAUGUAACCAAACGGGAAAUUGUCCUGUAUGUCAAGAGGUUCUAAUGGUUCGAAAUUUUGAAAGACAUUGUAACAAUAAACAUACACUAUUAUCAUCUAAUGAACGUCGCAAUACUUUGAAAACUUUAAAAGAAGAAUGUUCAAGAAAACGUACAGCAAAACAAGCAAAUUCAUUUAAUUUACGUGAUUUUUAUUUUGCAAAAAAACCUCGUAUUUCACAAACAGAUCCAAAAGUAUUAAAUGACAAUAAUAGUGAAGUUGUUAAUCCAGUUAUUGACAACACUUUAGCAAAUACUAAUGAAAUCAGUGCACCUAAUGAUGGUUCAAAACACUGCACAGCACAACUAUGUGUCGAUCUAUAUCUAUUUCUAACUGAGCCGAUCGGCUCACCUUUUAUUCCUACUCCCAGAUGA
Messenger RNA from Didymodactylos carnosus, 428 nucleotides. The record is from the annotation of a GenBank genome assembly. NCBI's taxonomy places the organism in Eukaryota, Metazoa, Rotifera, Eurotatoria, Philodinida, Philodinidae.